AUGAACGCUGUCUUGCAAAGCCUGCAACCGCCAGCAAGGCACACCAACGAAGAUGAGGAGGACGCCUGGGGGUAUGGCAACUUGGACCAAAGGGGUGGUGUCAGAGGGAUGAUGGUUCCUCGGGUACCAGAUCCCGCCGCCUUCCUCAACCUCCACACCGACUCGAUCUCCUCCAACCCCGCCGCCAAAAUCAAGCUCGCCCACGGAACAACCACCCUCGCCUUCCGAUUCAAGGGAGGCAUCAUCGUCGCCGUCGAUUCGCGAGCUACAGCAGGAAGCUACAUUGCCAGUGGAACAGUCAAGAAGGUUAUCGAGAUCAACCCUUACCUGCUGGGUACGAUGGCGGGUGGUGCGGCAGAUUGCCAGUAUUGGGAAACAUACCUCGGUAUGCAGUGUCGGCUUCAUGAACUCCGGAACAAGGAGCGGAUAUCGGUCGCUGCUGCGAGCAAGAUCCUGAGCAAUAUCGUUUACCAGUACAAGGGUAUGGGAUUGAGCAUGGGUACUAUGAUCUGCGGAUGGGAUAAGACAGGACCUGCGCUCUUCUACGUCGACUCGGAUGGAUCCCGGCUGAAGGGCGACCUCUUCUCUGUUGGAUCAGGUAGUACAUUUGCAUACGGUGUUCUGGACCAGGGAUACUCGUACGAUCUCUCAGACGAAGAAGCGCAGGAGCUCGGUAGACGGUCAAUCAUCGCCGCAGGUCACCGAGAUGCCUUCUCAGGUAACACGUGUAACCUCUUCCAUGUCCGCGAGAACGGAUGGGAGUUCAUCGCCAACUAUGAUGUCAACGAGCUGUGGUACGAGUAUGAGGCGAAGAAGAAGGCUGGAGCAAGCCAGGCUCAAGCGCAGAAGGACGAAGGAAUGGCUGUGGAGUAG
Messenger RNA from Dioszegia hungarica, 873 nucleotides. Its product is annotated as proteasome component pts1. Gene Ontology annotation, cellular component: proteasome core complex. Gene Ontology annotation, molecular function: threonine-type endopeptidase activity. Bases 1 to 873 code for a protein of 290 amino acids. The transcript is spliced from 7 exons. The record is from RefSeq and is a predicted model, not a curated record. NCBI's taxonomy places the organism in Eukaryota, Fungi, Basidiomycota, Tremellomycetes, Tremellales, Bulleribasidiaceae.